Molecule: messenger RNA, 1560 nt
Organism: Fundulus heteroclitus (mummichog)
Lineage: Eukaryota; Metazoa; Chordata; Actinopteri; Cyprinodontiformes; Fundulidae
Gene: atg10
Product: ATG10 autophagy related 10 homolog (S. cerevisiae)
Exons: 7
Coding region: 268-990 (240 amino acids)
Biological process (GO): protein modification by small protein conjugation; protein lipidation; macroautophagy
Cellular component (GO): intracellular anatomical structure
Molecular function (GO): Atg12 transferase activity
Source: RefSeq, a predicted model, not a curated record
CGCACUGUCAUCGCUGAGCGCCGCUGUCUUCCGUAUUUACUCAGAAGGUAACAGUUUUAGGUGUGAAGCCAGAGAAAUCUGCUGUAAAAUGACAUUCCAGCAGGAACUGGCUGAGGUUCUCCCCAAGUCUACGUGUGUUCCGACAUGAUCCGACUCAGCAGCGAGCUGCUGAGCUGCUGCUGCUCGGCGAUAUUGGGCUCGAUCGCUUCUUUCUACGCAGUCUGAACCGAAGCUUCUCAAUAAAGGACCAUUCUGCCAGUUUAUGAGAUGAACAGCCAUGUCCUGGAUGAGGAGCAGUUCAGUCGCUGCUGCCAGUUGCUCCUUCGGCGCUCAGAUCAGUUGAGGGAUGGCUGGAGCUGGGAAGCCGUUCAGGGGUCAAAGGAAGGCUACCUCAGGAAGACUGCUCUCAGGUCAGUUCCCGCUGACUGGGGUCCGCUUCUCAAACACCUACAGCCAGAGACACCCUGUGACUCCACUGGACCUGAAAAGCCAGACCCCGUGACCUCCACUGGUCCGGACAUUCUCAAAGAUGACAUGGAUGAGGAAGACGAUGGUAGCUACUCAGUGACUAAGAGCAGCAGCCGGGUGCUGCAGUACGAGUAUCACAUCCUGCACUCUUGUAGCUAUGGUGCUCCUGUGCUGUACUUUAGAGCAUUCACUUUGGAGGGAAAGAGCCUGACAUUAGAGGAGAUGUGGGGCACCAUCCACCCAAACUUCAGGCUUUGUCUUCGGAAUUCUCCUUUGAAUGCAAUAAGUCAGCAGGAACACCCCUUGCUUGGCCAACCGUUCUUUUUCCUUCAUCCUUGUAGAACAGAGGAGUUCAUGGGGCCUGUGCUGCAGGUUGCUCAGGAUCAAGGCAGGCCCGUGAACUAUGUGCUAUCCUGGCUCAGCGUGGUGGGGCCGGUUGUGGGUUUGGAUGUAUCGCUGAAGUACUCCACAAAUCUCCCUUCUGCCGAUUCACUAAGCGACACACAAUCUGACAGAAGCUAAAGCUCCAGCGGCUCCGCUUCACCUGCACCAUGAAGAUGUUUGGGACAGUUUGUGUUACUCUAGAGGCUCGUGUCUGAUAUUGGAAUAACAACUUAAGUUUCCCUCUACUUUUUCCUUGAUCAUUUUUUCAGCCUAAAUAUGUUUUCAUACUCAAAAGGGUUCUGUUGAUGCUGAAUAUAUUUGAUGCUCUUGAGUUACUACAUCUGGAUUGUUAUUAAUAAAUGUGUAAGCUUCAAUUGGAAAAAAGUAUAGUUAUAAAGAUCAGACAAAUGUUUGUGUGUUUCAUUGAUUUCAUUUCCAUUUUGUAAAUAGAAAACAGCCAGAAUCAGUGAUGGAGGGAAUGAGAAAAAUCUUCUGAGAUCAGACCAGCCUUCCUGGUCAGAUGGGAGCAUUGUUCCCGAAUAAAAUAUGAACAUGCUCUAUGAAUUAUAGCUCCUGUUUUGUGAAAAAGUGUUUGACCCUUUACAGAUUUCUUCUGUUUUUCAUUUUUGUACCACUUCAGUGUUUCAGAUCACAACAAACAAACAAACAAAAUAUUUUGUAAAUGAAUAAAGAUAACCUGAGACAAUA